This is a messenger RNA of Lindgomyces ingoldianus, 1469 nucleotides long. RefSeq names its product ribonuclease H-like protein. Gene Ontology annotation, molecular function: RNA-DNA hybrid ribonuclease activity; nucleic acid binding. Gene Ontology annotation, biological process: DNA replication, removal of RNA primer. The record is from RefSeq and is a predicted model, not a curated record. Lineage: Eukaryota; Fungi; Ascomycota; Dothideomycetes; Pleosporales; Lindgomycetaceae. The coding region runs from base 211 to 1167 and encodes 318 amino acids. The transcript has a single exon.
CUCGGGCAACCGAAAGUGUCAGGUGAGGAAUGCGUCACUUAGUGUGCUAGCAGGGAUAAAAGCCAAGCGGUCUCAGGAGACUGGCGAGCUAACUAAAUAGGGAAUCUUACGUACGCAUUGGCAUCCGAAAUCAAUCAACCCCUUCCACCACAACCAACAUCGUCUCUUUCAUCAUCCUCCCCCAACCGGCAACCUCUUCCUUAGGCCGCAAUGGCGAUUUUGCCUGGAUUUCCGCUUCUUCCCGACAGCGAUGACGACGAGAAUGUUGUUGAACUACCGAGCGGGCAACUCGUUUGCUGCCGACACGCUCUUGUUGUCUGCGGUAAAUGCUGUGUUGAUUUCAGCUUCAUGACAGAGGGUGACACAGACGACGACUACGACGAUGAAUCCCAACCUGAUCAGGAGUCAAACGACGAGGAGGAUCCCAUGGAUCUGGACGCUGACGCAGAAUCUCCUCAAGCACCUCUCACGGGACAAAUGUUGGACAGUUUAUUGGGCCAGCCAAGGAAGCGAGGAACUGGCCGUGUCCUGCCUACGAAAUUCACCCCUCCGACACCUACCACCACUCCAUUGGCCUUGUUCCACGGGGUCAACACAUAUUUUUACUUUGCUCGCUACGUCCAUCGCGAAGACAGUUCCAAAGGCCUAAUCUUCACCGACGGUGCUUGUCUGGAUAACGGAAAGUCGAACCCCCGUGCCGGAUGGGGCUUCGUAGCGGGCCCUCCCGAGCUCAUUGGAACCUAUUCUUGUGGUAAUGUCCAAGGCCGCCUCGAAAGCAAAGGUCCCUUUGGAGACGACGGCGCUCAAACUAGUAAUCGAGCGGAGCUCCGCGCUGUUUGCGCUGCGCUUGGAUUCCGACACUGGCCCGGUGAGGGAUUCAAGACGUUGGUAUUUGCCACGGAUUCGGAGUAUGUGGUUGAGGGGGCUACGAAGUGGGUUCAGGGGUGGUUGAAGAAUGGAUGGAAGACCGCAAAGGGGGGGUCGGUGAAGAAUAAGGACCUGUGGGAGAUGCUGCUUGGUCAGGUGGAGAGGUUUGCAGAUUAUGGGAUGAAGAUUGAGUUUUGGAGGAUUGGGCGUGAGUUGAAUACUGUGGCUGAUAAGUUGGCGAAGGAAGGCGCUGCGAUUGAAGAUGCACCCAAGGACUACAGCCCAGUUGUGGGCAUUUGAUGUCGCACAUGCUACCGUACCCAUGCUCUGCACUAUAUACACUCAUUAAGACUAACUCCUCUGCCGUACACUAUAUAGUCGGCUCGGAGCUCUUCGGACCUUACAGACCUUACAACACACUCGUUUUGUACACAUAGUUUGGCUCUCGCCCAGGUGGCCUCGCCUCUCUCUCAAACCCCCGACUGCCCUUCGCGAGAGUUGUGAGGCAGGAGUAGGGGUCUACUAGCUGCUCACUGAGGUUGUACGCUUUCUUAUAAGACACGUUAUACUAUAUUUUUUUACUGUCUCUAUUUCAUAGAGGG